AUUGUCUUGGGGAAGAAGAAGGAGUCUUUAUUUUAUUAAAGCAAUACGCAAUAUUAUACUGCGAAUUGCUUAUACGCAGUAUAAUACUGCGAAUUGCUGGGCCCAAAAAUCGGAGUGUACUCAAUUCGCAGUAUUGUACUGCGAAUUACUUUAACGGCUAAAUUUCGGUUAAAGUAAUUCGCAGUAUAAUACUGCAAAUUAGUUAGGUAGUUACGUAACUUUUUUUUUUAGUAGUAAAAACGUGUUUUUUGUCCAAAAGAUCAUUAGAAAAGCUUGGGACUCCCUCAGCUGCCGUCCACACACCAAAACAGAAAAGAAAAGGGUAGGCACAGUUUACCUUCUCUGCAUUGACUCUGAAUCACUAGAACCAGUAUCACUGUAUCAGGGCAAGCAAUGGAAAGCAAGAGUAGUGGAGAAGGAAAGGUGGUAUGUGUAACUGGGGCCUCUGGUUUCAUAGCUUUGUUGCUGCUACAACUUGGUUACACUGGCAAUGCCACUGUUUGCAACCUCAAGGAUACAAGCAAAAUGGAUCACCUGCUAAGACUUGACGGAGCUAAAGAGAGGCUGCAUCUAUUCAAAGCUGAGUUACUUGAAGAGCGAUCAUUUGAUCCUGCUAUUGAUGGUUGUGAAGGAGUAUUUCAUACAGCACCCCCUGUUUCUCUCACAGCAAAAUCCAAGUCAGAAACCUGUUUUGUUGCAGUCCUCGAUUAAAUUAGUGUACUGAUGUCCAAGAGAUGUCUUCAAAGAGGAGCAUGUUUGUAUGUAACUUAAAAGAAAACAUUAUCUUUUUCCAUCUUUCAGGAGGAACUCGUGGAUCCUGCUGUAAAAGGAACAUUAAAUGUCCUUAGGUCAUGUGCCAAAUCACCAUCUGUCAGAAGAGUGGUGAUAACUUCUUCUACUGCUUCUAUUAUAUGCAACAAAAAUCGUUUAAUUCCUGGAGCUGUGGCUGAUGAGACUUGGUAUUCCGACCCCCAAUUCUGCGAAGAAAGAAAGGUCCAUGUGUCUACUUUGGUAGUUUUUCAAAUUUGAUUUGAUGAGUCUGCUGAUCCUUUGGUUAAUGUAGUAAUAGGUUUGGAACUUGUAUGACCGUCUUUUUAGUAGUUGUCUUGUGUUACAGAAUCACUAGAAUCAAGCUUUAACAUCACUAAAAAUACAGAUAUUUCCUUGUAUAAGUAUAAUAGUAUACCUGAUUUCUAGGGAGUUCAAAAUCUGUUAAGAAUACACACAUUUGUGUUUGUGUGUGCGCAUCAGCGCGUGCUAUGUGGACUGUCUCCGCAAGUAAGAAAUAGUUCUUUUCUUUUCUUUUUUGAUAGGCAAGUAAGAAAUAGUUCUUAUACCAGAAAUUUAGUUAAUUCUGCACUCCCU
Molecule: messenger RNA, 1365 nt
Organism: Nicotiana attenuata
Lineage: Eukaryota; Viridiplantae; Streptophyta; Magnoliopsida; Solanales; Solanaceae
Product: dihydroflavonol 4-reductase-like
Exons: 2
Coding region: 394-711 (105 amino acids)
Molecular function (GO): oxidoreductase activity, acting on the CH-OH group of donors, NAD or NADP as acceptor
Source: RefSeq, a predicted model, not a curated record